CCACACGACAGAAAUAUCCCGGAUAAGGCUUUAAAACACACAACAAACUCCCAAAAUUCACUUGGGUGUCUUCGAGCAGUUGACAAAACUUGUUUGGAGGGAUUUUCUUUCGUUCGAUACCAUUUUUAACACUUCCUAAAGACACUUCAAAAUCAAACCCAAGAUGGCAGGUCUUGAUCCUGACAUGAAAGCUGAUGUUGAUUCCGUGAAGGGCAAAACUGCUCUGAUCAUCUGGCGAGACAACAGAGGAAACAUGGAACGUGUUCCUGAAAAAGAAUAUGGCAAGUUCUACAAGGGUGAUUGCUACGUUAUUUAUAACUGCUAUACGAAGAAAAGCGGAACAACACCAGUCAUUCACAUCCACUUCUUGAUCGGAAGUGAGAGCACAGGGCAAGAUGAGCAGAUGGACGUAGCAAUGUUUGCCACCAUAUUGGAUGAAUACCUUGGAGGAGGCGCCGUGCAAUACAGAGAGCUAAUGGGAAAUGAAAGUGUUGAAUUCAAAGCCAUUUUCAACGGAAGGAGAGCACCAAAUCUGAGGUACGCCAAGGGAGGUCACGAAUCCAGGUUGAAGAAAAUGGACAACUCUAACAGAACCCAGCUGUAUGAAAUCAAAGGAGCAAGAAUUGCACAAGCAGUCGAGGUUGAUGUCAAACUAGCAUCAUUGAACUCCGAUGACUGUUACGUUCUUGAUGGAGGAAAAGGAUUGUUCGUCCUUUUGGGGGAAAAAUCUAACCGUAAUGAACAAGCAAAGGCCAUUAGCCUGGCAAACAGUAUCAGAGACAAUGAACAAGGAGGACGAGGUCAUGUUAUCAUUAUUGACGAAAAAAACCUCAACACUCACGACAAACGCGAUGAAAUCCGAAAACUAUUUGAGCUCCCAUCCUCUGCUAAGCUCAAUUUUGGAAAUUUGAGAAGACUUCAGGCAAGAAGCGAUGAAGAUGCUGACAAACUAGCACGCGCUAGUAAACUUUACAAGAUCUGUGAUGCGGGUGAUAGGGUCGAAAUGAAGGAACUAGGUCCUCCAAGACAAGAACUGCUCAAUGACAACGAUUGCUUCAUUCUCUUUACUGGAAGGAAUGUUUACGUAUGGAAAGGAAAAAAAGCAAGUUCGACUGAGAGAGCACAGGCUAUGGCAAAUGCCAAGGGAUUCUUGAAGCAGCUUAGCGAAAGUCCAAAUCUGGGAAUCGUUGUGAUGCCACAGUUUGCAGAGACUGCAGCUUUCCGUGCAUGUUUUCCUUCAUGGAAAGAUGACAGCGCAUUGGAACCAGUGAAUGUCGAUUACUCCAAGCCAAAGGGGACCGGAGGCGUCGCAAGGUCAGUGCACACCGUAAUCGACUUCAGGGCAUUACACGAAAAACCAAGGAGUGUUGAAGUCAAUGAUCCGUACGCCAACGAUAAUGGUCAAAGCGAUGGGCUUAAGAUCUAUAAGAUCGACCUUCUGAAGAAUGAUGGGGAUAAUGAUGAUGAUAAGACGUUGGUGGAUUCCGGAAGAAAUUUGGUCUUUAACUCCGCUGAUUGCUACGUCCUGGUCUAUAGUUAUGGCCCAGGGGGUAGAAAGACCAUCAUCUACUACUGGCUUGGAAACGAAAGCCCACAGCUAAAGAAAGGAGCAGCUGCAAAGAUUGCUGAGAGUAUUGAUGACCGGGAAUUCGGCGGCCUAGCCGUGCAGGAACGUGUUAUUGAGGGCAAGGAACCUCCACACUUCAUGCGCAUCUUUAAUGGAUACAUUCUUGUCAAGCAAGAGCGUCUCAAUGGCAACCAAGACCAUCUGUACCACGUAAGAGCCAAGAAAGAGAACGAUGCAAGAGUCGUAGAGGUCGAUGUUGACGCUUCCAACCUCAACAGUAACGAUUGUUUCAUCCUGGACAGCAGAAAAGGAAUGUUCUUGUGGUACGGGAAGGGAAGUACUGGAGAUGAGCGUAAAGUUGUUCAAGAGGCUGCUGCUAAACUGGACCCAAAACGAGGAGCUUCUGGUAACUACACCUUCUACCGAGAGGGAGAAGAAAGAGCUGACUUCUGGAAUGCACUUGGUGGAGAGAAAAGCUAUCCCACUGAACUGAUUCCAAAUCUUCAAGAUUGCAACACGAAGCAUGAACCCAGGUUAUUCCACUGUUACAACAUCAUGGGAUCUCUUCAAGUCGAGGAAGUGUACGAAUUUGAUCAAGAUGAUUUGAUCCCCGAUGAUGUAUUCUUUUUGGAUACCUAUUAUCGUUUGUACAUCUGGGUCGGAAAGGGCGCUAGACGAGACGAGAAGGAAGACACGAUCAAAUUCGUCCAGGAAUUCAUCAGAAAUGACCCUACUCCACGAACCGAUACAGAUGCGAACAUUUGCGUUAUAAGCCAAGGAGCAGAGCCAGACAGUUUCAAAGCCUACUUUGGUGUCUGGGAGGACGUCCGCACAGAAACUAUGUCUGCUGAAGAUCACAAGCGGUUGGCCAUGGAUCGUAACGCUGUUUCAUUGGAACACGAAGAAGAAGUACCCGAGGGUAAAUUCUCGUUGGCUGAGCUUCAAGUACCAAUAGAUGAACUGCCAUAUGGAGUCAAAGUUGAAAAAAGAGAAAUGUACUUGACUGACGAUCAGUUCGAGGAUGUGUUCAAGAUGAGCAAAGAGAACUACAUGGAACUCCCUAAAUGGAAGAAAGACUUUCUGAGGAAGCAAAACAAUCUUUUCUAAAUCUACACACAUGCCAAAGAUAUAUGCCAUUCAAUGUCUGCCUCAAUCAAUUGUACCAACUUUUUCUUGGUAGUUUUGCCGACACCAGAUCAAUAUUACUCGCUUAUUUCUAAAAAUGACUGUUCACUACAUUUGUAUUAACGCUAUCAUGAACUCGUAAAAAAUAGUAUCGUCCAGCUCAGCACUAUUCCAUAUUCUAGUUUACUUAGGUUAUUUCUGCGCAUGCGUUAUCAGUAUAACUUCUAAGGAGGUUCACUGAUUGAUUACUUUUGGAACAUUACCAUCUGAGAGAUAACACCCUAACAGUUCUUACAGGUUCUAACAGUUUACUAAUGUAACUGUUAGUGGAGCCCUUUGUGGUACCAUUACUGAUCGAAGGGACCGUUUUCCAUUAGAUAUUACGGUAGAUUGUCGAUUGUAUUGUAGUCUCGUGAAAAAAAUUGUCAAUACGUAAAAGCAAAUUUCUUGGUAAUUUCAAUAAAUUGCCGAAAUAACCACA
This is a messenger RNA of Actinia tenebrosa (Australian red waratah sea anemone), 3173 nucleotides long. Its product is annotated as scinderin. The record is from RefSeq and is a predicted model, not a curated record. NCBI's taxonomy places the organism in Eukaryota, Metazoa, Cnidaria, Anthozoa, Actiniaria, Actiniidae. Gene Ontology annotation, cellular component: actin cytoskeleton; cytoplasm. Gene Ontology annotation, biological process: actin polymerization or depolymerization; barbed-end actin filament capping; actin filament severing. Gene Ontology annotation, molecular function: phosphatidylinositol-4,5-bisphosphate binding; actin filament binding.